Molecule: messenger RNA, 953 nt
Organism: Symsagittifera roscoffensis
Lineage: Eukaryota; Metazoa; Xenacoelomorpha; Acoela; Convolutidae
Exons: 6
Coding region: 46-900 (284 amino acids)
Source: RefSeq, a predicted model, not a curated record
CCCUUACAGGGUCAACAGCAGAGAUUUGUUUAUUUUGCAAUCAAAAUGCCAUCUAAAGUUAUUCUUUUUAUUUUUCUUAUUAUUUUCAGCCCCGAAAAUUAUGGAAUUCUGCCUUCAGACUGCACUGCAGCAUCCACUUCCAGUAGUACUCUCUCUUACCGCCAGUCACAUGACUUCAUCUUGCCAGAUGUAAAUGAAGAACUCGGCAGGAAAUGCCAACGCUUCAGUGACUAUUUCUGUCUGAUGGCGGUGUGGCUGAACACGCGCCUCACUAAUAGGGAGCCUCAGCAGGACGACGCAGAACAGUUCAGGAAACUUGUGGAGCCGAAUUACAAGAACCUCAACUGGUACUCAUUCCGUGAAAACGACAUCAGCAGCUUUUCGGAGGGAUGUUGUUCUCACCAGGUGGACUCUUACAUUCAGUAUGGCCAGAAAAACGGACUGUCUCCUCAAGAGUACUAUGAUAAAGUGUUCAAAAUUGGAAGGGUGACUGAUAAACAGCUCGUGUUCCUCAAGGCUAGAUGGGUGCCAUCCUUGUGCAUGAACGUCAUCAAUCAAGUAGGUUUUGGAUAUGGAAGUCUCAAAAUUAUCGGAAACCCAAAACUCAGCAGGAACUUCAUAGUGCCUCCCGUCGGAAACGAAGACCUUAUGAUGGUGGUGCCCAAAAAUCAGGUGAAAGACACUUUAUCCUUCUCCUGGUUUUUGGUUAAUUUGGUCUGUCGAGAGAAACCCCAUUGGUGUCCCGAGGAGUGGCUGGCACUGCAAACAGCGAAGCAGGUUGCUGUUUUUCCAGCAGAACCAGCACCCGAAAGGCGUCCUAGAAGAAACCUAGCAGAAAUGGAAUUGGAGACAUGGUUUAUUAAAGAAAACAACGAAUCAGCUCAGCUCAUUGUCGUGUAACAACCGUCAAAAAAACCGCAAAACCAAAAGACAAUUAAAGCUGAGAAAGAUAG